UUAAAGAAAAGAAAAAUCAAAUUUUUAAAAAGGAAUGAUCUUUGUUGAGGGUGUCUUCGAUGUGGAAGUGAGAUUUGGCGCCUCAGUUGCUAAAGCAAUAUCCUUGUGUUUGUUGAAAGGCUACAAAAUAACGUGGAUUCAUAUACUCUUCUCAUAAAUCACGUAAUUUCAAAACUCAUUUUUUCUUUGCCUUUUCAAUUCUCACCUAAAAGAAAAAGGAUAAAGGGGGUUGAGAAUUUCCCUAUCCUUUUUUUCUUAUUUCACCUCUGUUUCUACUGCUUCAACUGUUGAAUCUUUAAUCCUUCAAGUCUAAGUCUCCCAGGGUGUGAGAGAAAAUUGAGCAAAGGGACGACUAGAUGAUGCUCAGAAAUGUUAGUCAAAGACUUUUGUUGUUCUAUUGAUUCAAGUUUGUGGUGUUUGAAAUUCAAAUGAACCUUUCGAUGGAUUGCCAUUCAAAUGAUGUAAAGGCCAAGGCCGGCGGGAAUCAGAGCAAUGAAGGCGACCUUGAGAAGCAGAGAGUUGCUCAACCAUCAUCAUCAGCAUUAGAGCUCUCUACCAGAGAUGGUGAUGAUAAUACCCUAUUAACCAUUGUUGUUUCUACAGGGGAGUCUAAACCAACCUCUGAGGUUCCUGGUCCUGGGACUCUUCGCUCUCAAGAAGAAGUGAUAUUGGCUUGUGCAGUUUCCCCAAAAAAGGAGCUCUUGUCUACUACUUCUGGUUCUGAUGAGCAGUGCAGAAUUUGUCAGCAAGAGAAGGAGGAAGUCUUGAUAGAACUUGGAUGUCAUUGUCGAGGCGGUCUCGCAAAAGCUCAUCGGACUUGUAUAGAUACUUGGUUUCGUACCAAAGGAUCAAACAGAUGUGAGAUAUGCCAGGUUGUAGCGGCAAAUGUAUCACCUCCACAGUCACAUCAUGGUACCAACUACUGGAUUUGGAGGAUUGAUCCAACCUAUAGAACUCAAGAUCCCCAAAGGUACUGCUUCAGUCCACUUUGGUUGGCUUUUGCCAUUCUCAUAGGAGGUCUCCUACUAGAUAUUCUCAUAUCAAUCACCCUCGGUGUUUCCGCAUUGCCUGUAAAUAUCAUCAUCGGAGUUAUUGUGGUGCUUGGACUUGGAACUGUGUUUCGACUUGCUUUGGAGUUCUUUCAGGAGUGGAAUUCAUCAAGAGGAUCACAAAGGGUGGAAUCAAAUGUCACUAUUGGGUACUUUCCAGCUAUAUAGUCUUCGAAUGUUUGCUUAAAAAAGAAGAAAAAGGAAACGUUAUAUAAAUAAAGUGAAAAUAUAUCUUAUUCUUGUUUUUUUUCUCUACGUGUAUUGGCCUCUUGAUCAAACAUAUUAGUUUAACUUGUUGUGUAAAUUUGACAAUAAAUCAGUAAAUAUGUUUACUUCAAUUGCAAGUGGUAAGCAAUAAAAUUUUAUGUUUUGACGA
Messenger RNA from Cucumis sativus (cucumber), 1425 nucleotides. RefSeq names its product E3 ubiquitin-protein ligase MARCH2. The record is from RefSeq and is a predicted model, not a curated record. The transcript has 7 exons. Bases 429 to 1217 code for a protein of 262 amino acids. Gene Ontology annotation, molecular function: zinc ion binding. NCBI's taxonomy places the organism in Eukaryota, Viridiplantae, Streptophyta, Magnoliopsida, Cucurbitales, Cucurbitaceae.